Messenger RNA from Arctia plantaginis, 765 nucleotides. NCBI's taxonomy places the organism in Eukaryota, Metazoa, Arthropoda, Insecta, Lepidoptera, Erebidae. The record is from the annotation of a GenBank genome assembly.
AUGGCGGUUAUUAAUUUUUGUGUGUGUUUCCUUUUGGUUAUAUACCAAUUAUCGGUCGCUUCUACCGAAGCAUCGUCGGAAUCUACAGACCUUGGAUUGACCGAUCCGGACGGUGACGCAGGUGUAAGAUGUUACUGCAACACGGCCCAGUGCGUGAGCACAGGGUAUAUGUGCCGGUCGGCACGCAGCGGGGGUUGCUACAGUGAACUGCCUGCACCGCGACGCACGCAUCUUGCCAGACAUGGCUGUUUGCAUCAUUUGGCUGAGACGGAACAAGAAGCUUUAUCCCGCUGCCAGAAUUCUCCAGGGGUCGGAGGUCCACCAUCGUCUUCAGAGCAUUCCCUUCUUCUAUGCUGCUUUAGGGACCUCUGCAACCACGAAGACAGUCCUCUGGCAAGAGCCAGGCUAAAUCUUACUAAUAAUGAGUAUGAAGAGCAGACAGUGGAACGCGGAGCAAAUUACAACGGCGAGGUGUGGUUCAAGGCGGCCACCAUUGCUGUGCCAGUGUGCGGUGCGCUCAUACUCUUCCUCCUCGUAGCUGUGGCAGUGAGACUGCUGAAAGCCGACGCGCUCUUGCACGCUGAUAGAAAAUUAAGAGGCGGCUACAUGUCACCUUUAGCUCAACACGCUCCGGAUGACGUUAAAAAGGUGUGGGUGGGAACACCUUCUUCCCCUCUUCUGGUCGCGCCAGGCGGGUGCUUAGUCGCGGUGGAACGCGCCCAGCUCGUAGACCCCUGCCAGCAACUCUGUGAUAUUCAACGGUAG